Acyrthosiphon pisum (pea aphid) is the source of this 2672-nucleotide messenger RNA. RefSeq names its product zinc finger protein 883. Gene Ontology annotation, molecular function: DNA-binding transcription factor activity, RNA polymerase II-specific. Gene Ontology annotation, biological process: regulation of transcription by RNA polymerase II. The transcript has 5 exons. Gene Ontology annotation, cellular component: nucleus. The record is from RefSeq and is a predicted model, not a curated record. NCBI's taxonomy places the organism in Eukaryota, Metazoa, Arthropoda, Insecta, Hemiptera, Aphididae. Bases 395 to 2455 code for a protein of 686 amino acids.
CAGCAUUAAUAAUAAUAAUAAUAAUAAUAAUAAUAAUAAUAAUAAUAGUAAUAAUAUUAAUGUUGACGAAACGCAAUAAUGGAGAGAUCGAAAAACUUUGUUGUAUAUUAAUUUUGGCAUUACCGUGAUAUCGAACGAUUGUUGUUAUUGUUUAUGAGUGUGCGUGACAUCGACAACAAUAAUUAACGUACCCUAAGCCUACUGCUUAGGCCCGUCCGCUGUGUAUCCGGUCGUGAUAAUUCCAUCGACAUUCGCCCGAGAAAAUAACCGUACGACCGCGGCGAUUGGAUUCGAUCUGAUGUGUGGUUGGCCUUCUAGACAUUGAUGAUUUGAAGACAUCUGCUCACGGAUAACAUACAAUUAACUGGGAAACGACGUCAAAAUAUCAGAAAAAAUGAACGGUAGCGUGGAAAUUGUUGUAACAGAAAAAUCUGGGGAAAAACGUUUGGUGACUGUCCAAGGAACAACCGUUGAAACUACAGAUGAUCGACGGGUGCAUGAAAAUAUUGGAUAUGGAAUAUUUGUUCAAGGAUUGAAUGGGGACUUGGCCCAUUUAUUGUUGGAUCAAGAAGAAGUGGGAACUAUGACUGUAGAAAGUUUAGCAAAAAUAAUCAAUGGUCAAGAAGCAAUAAGUGUAUCCGGACAAAUCCAAAUAAAUAAUCUAAAAUUAGAAAAUGUGGAUUUAUCUAAUCAAGAUGGUACAACAGAAAUUUAUAUUACUGAAGAAAAGAAUAUUGCAAUUGACAUGGCCAAUGAAGCCGUGGCAAACUGUCAAAGUCUUAUGCGACCUAACCCUAUGGAUGAACUACAAUGUCAAAAAUGUGGCAAACGAUUUUCAGAUGUUAAUGCCUUAAAAUCUCACGAGGUGUCUCAUGAUGAUGGUCAAAAUGUUGAUUGUAAAUUUUUGUGUACUGUUUGUGGAGAAAAAUUUGAUAAGGCAAAUGCAUUGAGUGCACAUUUGGUUAUUCAUCGUAAUAUCAAGUUACAUCAUUGUGAAGUUUGUGGAUUAGUUUUUCCUGAUGAUGAAUCUUUAAAAGAACAUGCUCAAAUACACUCUCGUCAGAAACUACACACUUGUCAAAAAUGUGAUAAGAAAUUCCCUUCGAGUUACAGAUUGUUUCGUCAUAUGACAAUUCAUACAGAAAAUCCUCCUUUUGUUUGUGAUCAAUGUGGUGUGUCCGUAGCAAAUAAAAGCGAUUUAAAACUUCACAUCAUGAAACAUACUGGGAGUGCUGUGUAUACAUGCACUGAAUGUGAUAAGAGUUUUCUAAAGCCAUCUUGCCUGCAACGACAUUCAAGCGUACAUACUGGUGAACGACCAUUGCACUGUAAAACUUGUAACAUGACAUUUACCUAUUCUAGUAAUUUGUGUGGGCACUUAAUAGCUAGUUCUAAAGCAAAACCACAUCCGUGUACUAUGUGUGAAAAAUCAUUUAGACGACCAUCUGAUUUAGAACGCCACAUGAUGAUUCAUACCGGUGAACGUCCAUUUGUAUGUCAAGUUUGCUCUAUGUCAUUUAUUACUAAUUACAAUUUAAAAGUGCAUUCAAUGAUCCAUAAUGGGGGUUUGCCAUAUCCGUGUACAUCUUGUGAUAAAGCGUUUAGCAAACCUUCAGAAUUACAAAGGCAUAAAUUGGUACACUCUAGAGAAAAGCCAUUUUCAUGUGUCAAAUGUGAAGCUACAUUUACAAAUCAAAGUAACCUUAAAGCUCAUAUGAUAACUCAUACAGGUCGAAAACCAUUCCCCUGUCGUAUUUGUAACAAAGGAUUCACACGUCCAUCAGACGUCAAACGUCAUAUGCUUACACAUACUGGUUGUCGUCCUUUUGCAUGUGAUGUAUGUGGCUUGGCCUUUGCCGACUCAUCAAAUUUGAAAAAACAUUCAUUGACCCACUCUAAAGAUGAUCAAAAACUCGCUUUGCAACAUCAAUGUCCAUCGUGUUGCAUCUCCUUUUUCUCAUACGAACAACUCAAUGAACAUAUAAUCUCUGGAAAUUGUACCAAUAAUAGUGGGCAAGCUGAACCUAAGUACUCAUGUAAAGAAUGUGGUGCUACGUUUAAUCAUGCACUUCACUUACAGGAGCAUGCCAUCAUGCAUUCGAAUCACAGAUCAGUACACAGGUGUGACGUGUGCAACAAAACAUUCAUUCAAGAGUCGUUUUUGAUUGCACAUAAGGCUUCUCAUACUGAAUCGCGACCUCACCGUUGUGACAUUUGUCUAAAGAGAUUCAAGAGUACAUCUCAUCUGAAGAAUCAUGUGAUGAUACAUUCAGGUGUAAAGCCUUUCGAGUGCACUGUUUGCAACAAGUCUUUUUUAAAAUUAGCUUCAUUGAGACGUCAUUAUGCCACACAUGAUCGUGUAAAUUUCUCAUCCGCUGUUUGCCACCAAUGUGGUAAAUCAUUCCUCAAUCAAGAGUAUUUGAAAAAACACAGUGUAGUACAUGCUGAUGCAUAACACGUAGAUAAAUAUGGAUAAAAAUGAACAUGUUCACUCUUUAUCAUUUUUAUCACUAAACUGUAUAAUAGCCUCAUUAACUAUUGAUCAUUUACAGUUUCUUGUGGUGAAUAUGAUAUGAAGUGUAGUUAAUUAUUAGUUUCUAUGUAAAUAUGGAAUUGUUUUUUAAAACUGGCAAAUAAUUGUAAUUCAUUGUUGCUUUAUAGUUUUUAAUUAA